UUCCCGCACCCCAGCUUCGCCCUGAGCCCCCACCCGCGGGGGCAGAGGGGAGUUCCGUCUCCAGGGCCUUGACCAAGCUGCUGGAAGCUGGCUCCUCUCUGGGGCCGUGUUCAGGGGCUGUGCUGUUGGUGCUGUCAGCUAGUGCCCUGUGCGGGGCCUUUGUCUUUGCUGCUGGUUUAUUCCAAACUAGCUGGUGCUGUCCUCCCCCGAGCGCCUGGUCGGGGUCUGCCGCUGGAGUUCGGAGGCUCCCCCGGGGGCGUGUCUGCGUCAAUGGCACGGACUCUGCCAGAGCACUUUACCAAAGCAAAUGUCCCUUACCCAGGACUAGCGCUGUGGCCCGGUGCUAAGACGGGGGAGUCGGAGCUCCGGUGUCGGGGGGGAGUGGACCAGCUGGAGGGAUCAGGAAGGAAUUCUUCACUCCUGCUCUGAGCCAGACGGCAGCAUCCCCCGGCCCCCGGGCUGACUCGGUUUUCUCCCGCCAGGGGCCCUGGCCCUGGGACGUGGAGCUGAAAUCCCGAGCCCUGAACCCAGGCAGGCUCGGAGCCCUAAUCCCGGAGCGCUGCGGAGACAGCUGUUGCAGGCCCAGAAGCUGCGGCUGGCUCACAGCCGGGGACCCUACUACAGCGGCUCGCUGCCCAACGUCAACCAGAUCGGGAGCGGCGUCUCCGAAUUCCAGGGCCCCUUGCAUUCGCCGCUGGACUCGGCACGCAGCACCCGGCACCACGGCCUGGUGGAGCGAGUGCAACGAGACCCCCGGCGCAUGGUGUCUCCUCUGCGCCGCUACGUGCGCCACGUGGACAACUCGCCCUACAGCCCGGCCUACCUGUCGCCUCCCCCCGAGCCCAGCUGGAGAAGGACCAUGCCCUGGGGUAACUUUCCCAUGGAGAAAGGACACUUGUUUAGGCUGCCGUCGGCUCUCAACAGAACAAAUUCGGAUUCGGCGCUUCACACGAGUGUGAUGAACCCCAGCCAGCAGGACAUGUACUUGGGCCCCUCGCAGGGCGUCCCCCCUCCCAGUCGCAGGAGCGGUUUUCUGGACGGGGACAUGGACAGUAAAGUGUUUCUUUUCCAAGUGCCUCCCAUCGAGGAGAACUUCCUGGAUGACAACAAGCACUUACUGAAGCCCUGGGACACCAAGAAGCUCUCGUCGUCCUCGGCCAGGCCCAGAUCCUGCGAAGUCCCCGGGAUCCAUAUCUUUCCAUCCCCCGAUCAGCCUGCCAACGUCCCGCUCAUCCCCACCGCCCUGAACACGGGCGGUUCCCUCCCUGACCUCACCAGCCUGCACUUCCCCUCCCCACUGCCCACCCCCCUGGACCCCGACGAGUCGAACUACCCCAGCCUGAGCGGCGGGAGCAGCACCGGUAACCUGGCCAACACCAUGACGCACCUGGGCAUCAGCAGCAUGGGCCUGGGGACGGGCUACGGUUCCGCAGGACUUACCUCACCUAUGCAGAGCUCCCUGAGUAACCCCGCCCUGCAGUCCUCGCUUAGCAAUCCCAACCUGCAGGCCUCCCUGCGCCCCCAGUCGCUGAAUUCCUCCCUUAGCAACCCCUCCCUGCAGUCCUCCCAGAGCAGCUCCUCGCUCCCCUCCUCCCUCAGCACCCCUUCGCUCCCCUCCUCCCUCAGCACCCCCUCGCUCCCCUCCUCCCUCAGCAGCCAGUCCAUGCAGUCCUCGCCCAGCAACCCCAGCCUGCAGGCCAGCUUUAGCAGCUCCUCCUACUCCCCCCUGGUGCAGGCGUCCAUAAACACGUCGCCCCGCCGAAGGGCCCCGCUCAGCCCCCUCACCCUCCCAAUGGGCGGCGACUCGAGAAGGCAGCACCCCAAACAGUUCUCACCAACAAUGUCACCCACAUUGUCCUCCAUCACCCAGGGCGUGCCACUGGACACCAGCAAGCUGCCAGCCGACCAGAGGCUCCCGCCAUACCCCUACAACCAGCCCGGCCUGCUCAUGCAAUCCCAGCCGCCUCUGCAGCAAACCCAGAAGCCCCAGCACCAGCCUAUGCAGCCCCAGCACCAGACGCAGCCGGCCCGGCAGCAGCCGGCCCAGCAGCACAGCGCGCCCACGCAGCGGCCGUACCUCUCGCAGUACCAGCAUAAUUCCUCACUACAGCAGCAGCUCGGCCAGCCGCUGGGCGACUUCGGCCUGGGCAGCGUGAGUGCCGGCGCAGGCUGGGUCUCUGCUGGGGGGGCCCUGGCGCUUGCCCCCGGGGCGAUAGGAGCGGAGACCCUCGGGGGGCUGGGGAUUUCCUUCCAAGUUACCUGUAACGUAGCCAUUCAGCUGCCCUGGCCUGGCCCACCUGACCCCAGCUGUGUUCAGGCCACGCUCCUGGGGCCGUCCCAGCCCCCGGUUCCGGCCCUCCAAGCCGCUUCUGGAGUUUGCUCUUUGCCAUCUCUGGGCUGCUUCCCCCCAGUCUCUGGCCUCGCCCCCCAUCAGCGCUGGGAUCUCUGGGAGCCGUGACUAGCCUGCAGGGCUCCUUGGGGGUGGUUUGGUGGCACCAUCUCCAGCUCAGGGCAAGGGAGGUGGAGUGGGCAUGCACCAGCAGGGGGCGCAGGAUGGAGAUGUCUGUCACACCGGCUGCUGGCCCCACCGCGGGCGAUUCCUCGCCUGCCCCCUGCGGACCUAGACGCCGAGGAGUAGAGGAGACUGCCAGGUUGACUGGUCCCUGCAGCGGGUUCCUCUAAGUCAGUCUCCAACCUUUUUACGCCCAAGAUCACUUUUUGAAUUUAAGGGCAACCCAGGAUCUACCCCCCCCUUCCCCAAAGCCC
Messenger RNA from Trachemys scripta elegans, 2766 nucleotides. RefSeq names its product CREB regulated transcription coactivator 2 (gene CRTC2). Gene Ontology annotation, cellular component: cytoplasm; nucleus. The transcript has 12 exons. Bases 761 to 2458 code for a protein of 565 amino acids. The record is from RefSeq and is a predicted model, not a curated record. Gene Ontology annotation, biological process: positive regulation of transcription by RNA polymerase II; protein homotetramerization. Lineage: Eukaryota; Metazoa; Chordata; Testudines; Emydidae. Gene Ontology annotation, molecular function: cAMP response element binding protein binding.